Messenger RNA from Echinostoma caproni, 654 nucleotides. The record is from the annotation of a GenBank genome assembly. Lineage: Eukaryota; Metazoa; Platyhelminthes; Trematoda; Plagiorchiida; Echinostomatidae.
AUGCCGGGUUUUGAAUCUCUAAUCCUGGGUGAGAAGACUGCCGUGAUAUUUGAUAUUGGAUCUGCAUACACAAAGCAUCUGUUAGUUAAUCCGAAAGACAGACGAGUGGUUGUUAUCGAAAGCGUCCUCUCUACCAGCGAAUUUCGUGAUCUGGUCGCGGAUGUUCUGUAUAACCAUUUCGAGGUUUACGAGGGCUACACACUAUUGAAUUCCUGGCAAGCCAGCCAACUGGGAAGUCGUGCAGUUUUCAAGUUUGUCCUAUUUCUGCGCAUAAUAGUUUCCAUUAGAAACCUUGAAGAGUUAUUACAAAAAGAUGCUAGUAUCGUAAACGAAACGGGCGACGUGGUUCCACUAGCUUCCUGUCCACCGAGGACCGCCUUUGUUAGUCCGGCUUCCAGAGCUGAAGAAUGGCAGAAAUGGUUGGAUGCCCAGGUUGAUGAGGAAACAGCAAACAAAGUAAAUCCACCAAAGGUCGCUGAGGAUGCGUUCUAUUAUCCGCUGAACAGCCUAAGCGGUAGCAAACGCCUGUUGAUCCCUUCACGCAUUCGCGAACUGAGCGUUGAAUGUUUGUUUACGUGUGAUAAUGAUCGGAUCACUCUGGCGACGCUGCUGCUGAAGUCUAUUCAGUCCAGUCCCAUCGAUAUUCGAAGGUAA